Messenger RNA from Mesorhabditis belari, 1056 nucleotides. The record is from the annotation of a GenBank genome assembly. Lineage: Eukaryota; Metazoa; Nematoda; Chromadorea; Rhabditida; Rhabditidae.
AUGACAAUCGGUGAGUGUCUGAUGUACGGGUUGGACUUCGAGGCUCAAUCGCUUGUCCCGGUGGUGGCCGACGAGGAAAAUGUUCGCUUUUUGGUUGGAACGCGCAACAUCAAGAUGGACAAUCAGAUCAGCCUAUUGACAGUGAAAAGUGAUGAUGGAGUGAUCAGUGCCCAGUCCUACACACAUCCAAUCGGUGAGAUCUCCGCGUUAGCCGCCAGCCCGAAAGAUGCUCACAUUUUUGCCACAGCUUCAUCAGACAACCGUAUCCACCCCGCAAAGCACAGCCUCAACAUAUAUCGUUUCGAUCACGACCACCAAUCACUCGACGAGCUCUCCACAUGCUCUUUCGAGACACCAAUUCAAGGAUUAGAAUGGAGCGCGCAAAGCGACGAGCUCGCCUGUUUCUCGGCCAACACACUCUACACCCUUUCGGCAGUCGAUCGAUCAAUUACCAAAAACUCGACACUUCAACAAAACGGUCGAAUCCGUUCGUUGCGCUUCGAUCCGCACUCGAAUGGUCGAACAAUUGGACUUUGUGUGGAAAAGGAUGUGCUCGGCGUGGAGACACGAUCAAAAACAACGACUUUUCAUCUCCCCGAAACGCACAUGUUCCGCGCGCUCACCCUCGAUUUCAAUCCAAAUUUGCCGAAUUGUCUAGCAACAGGCGGUGACGACGGAGUGAUCCGCAUUUGGGACACCCGACAGCCGAAAACGCCGAUCCACUGUGUGAAAGCGCACUCGCAUUGGAUCACGAUGCUCCGAUAUCACCCGGAUCACGAUCAACUUCUCCUUUCUGGUUCUUCAGACUCUUGUGUGAUCCUCACAUGUGCCCAGAGUGUCUCUUCAGAAGUGAAACUAACAAAAACAGAGGAUGAAGAUGAAGUGACAGAGCAAUUGCCGGAUGGGGAACUCGAUCGAAUCAUCGAACACGAGGACACCGUUUGCGCCGUGCAAUGGUCGACUGCGGAACCGUGGACCUACGCCUCGCUGAGUUUCGAUGGAAGAGUGGUGGUGAGCCGAGUGAGUCGGCAACACAAAUACACCCUCAUGCAACUA